GGUGCAUAGCACUGCAUACGGGAUUCUUGAUCUUCCUGUUUCGUAUUCCCUUUUUCUGUUGGCAGUAUGGUUGCUGAUGCACCGUGAUGCACCAAAAUUUGAUAAUCUUUGUACGAGGCGGCGUAUGGCGGCUGAUGUGUUUGUUGGGGCCAUUUCUUGUUAAUUACCAAUUUAGUGAAUUUACAAUAUUUAUAGCCGUAUGCGCAGAAGUUUGUUUGUAAUGAUGGUAAUUUUUUGACAUCUUUGAAUUUCGCAGAGAUCAAAGUUGCAAGUUAUACGGAUACCCUGACCCAUCCAUGAUCGGUGGUGAUUUCGAAUCCUGCGAUCUGUGCUUUCGCUGUUGAUUAUUGCGGGUGGGGUUAAUUAGAUUGUAAGCAAAAGGAUUUUUAUUCUUGGACUUGCGUCGUAUCUUAAUCAACUAGAGAAGCUACUGUAUCUGGAAUAAAUCAUGGCAUCGCGAAAUCUCACUGACAUCUUUCAUUUAAUGCGUAAUAAUGCUAUCCAGCGACUACACAUGUUCUCCGAUCAGAUGAACAAUCGCAAUGGCCAGGAAGAAGACAAGGUUUCCCUUGUACCCCGCAGAGCCAGGAAAGGAUUCGAAAUCGACUUGGAAAAGGGGGAAAUAGAGCUGGACGAAACUGUGACAUAUUCGCGCGCUGUUGCUCCUCCUGACUGGGUUAAUACGAUUCCUGAGUUCCGGGAGCAAAUUGAUCUUCUGCGCCAAGAAAUUAAGGAACUGAAUCUUUGUCAUGACAAACAUCUGACACGGCCGGCUCUGUUGUUUGAUGAUAAUGAGAAAUCCCAAGAGGAGGAGCGUAUAAUUGAGCAGCUGUCCGAGGAUCUGACACGGAAACUUCACCAGCUCCAGCGUCAAGCCGAAACAUACCGCAAACGCUCGCAGUCCUUUUCCUCCAAACAGGAAGAGCGUUUACUGAAAAACAUUAUCCUGUCUAUCGUAUCCGAGCUGCAAGAAGUAACCACGGAAUUCCGCCAAAGCCAAUCCGCUUAUUUGGCGCGCAUGCGGCAACGGGAACAACAGUCAGAACAGUAUUUCGGCAGUCGACUGACAAAAUCUAGUCCAACGGGAUUAUUCUCAGAUCGCUAUGGAAUAGAGGAUCAUGAUGAUGCGGAAGAUGUGACUGUUUUUCAGCGUGGGAAUACGGGACUUACGAGCCAGCUACAAAUUCAUGAAGAAAAUGUCGAGAUGGCCCGUCAUCGUGAACGACAAAUUACCGAAGUAGUCAAGUCCAUAACUGAACUCAACGAAAUUUUUAAUGAUCUGUCCAUGAUGGUUGUAGAACAGGGAACUGUUGUUGAUCGGAUCGAUUAUAACGUUGAUCGUGCGGCUGGACAAACCGCAGUUGGCUUGCAGCAGCUGCAGAAAGCCGAAAAUUACCAAAGAAAAAACCGCAAGUUCAUUUGUAUAGUAUUUUUAGCUGUUGUAAUUGUGUUUUUAAUGAUUAUUUUGAUUGUCGUUAAGUCUUGAAUGCUGUGCGUGGUUACAGUGUCAGAAAUGUGGGCUUUCGUUUUGUAAUUUUAUUAUUGUUUGUUAAACACUUGCCAGAAUCAACGGUUCCUUUAAUUUGCCUGGUGAGAUUGUCGAAUGUCGAUACUUUGUGCGGUUGAAUGGAAUCUCCGGAUGUUGUUGUAGUUUAGUAACUUAUUUAAAAUUAUAAAACUUCGCAAAUUCGAUUAAAUUCAAAUAUUUAUACUUUUUGCCGAAACGAUUGCUUAAUCGUCUUUG
Molecule: messenger RNA, 1744 nt
Organism: Paramacrobiotus metropolitanus
Lineage: Eukaryota; Metazoa; Tardigrada; Eutardigrada; Parachela; Macrobiotidae
Product: syntaxin-16-like
Exons: 7
Coding region: 449-1486 (345 amino acids)
Biological process (GO): intracellular protein transport; vesicle-mediated transport; vesicle fusion
Cellular component (GO): membrane; endomembrane system; SNARE complex
Molecular function (GO): SNAP receptor activity; SNARE binding
Source: RefSeq, a predicted model, not a curated record